UCCAGUAUAGUUCCUCCGGUUCCUUCAGCCUCAUCUAUUCCUGACACCUCAGAGCCCAUGCAGUUGGGUCUCCUCCGUCCUUCCCUGACGCCCGAAGAACGACAACGCCGCAGGGUCAACAACUUAUGCCUGUAUUGCGGAGAGGCCGGGCACUACGUGAGGACCUGUCCUGCCAAACUUCGUAAGUGUCUGUCCAUGUCUUCCGUUCACCUACCUGUUCUGCCAAGUAAUUCCGCUCAUCUGGCUAUUCCUAUUCUCUUCCAGCUUCCAGGAGAGUCCAUCCAAGUCAGCGCUAUAAUUGACUCAGGGGCCUGCAGCUGCUUUUUGGACCAGUCUUUCGCCAUCAAGCAUCGGAUCCCUCUUCGUCCCAGGACUACUGGACUCUCUGUUUACCUAGCGGAUGGCUCGGUGCUAAAAUCCGGACCAGUCACCCGAGAAACCCAGCCUCUACCCACCACCAUUGCUGAAAAUCACCAUGAAUUGCUAUGCCUAGAUGUGAUUCACUCUCCCCUGUUUCCUGUCAUACUGGGGGUACCAUGGCUUCAAAUUCACAACCCGCAGAUUGACUGGACCACGGGCAAGGUCAGCUUCGGUUCUCUGUUCUGCCGACAGCACUGCUUACAAGUGUCACCUCCUCCUCUGCCUUUACUUUGUAUGGACUUCGACAUCGAGACCCGUCAAUCUGUUCCAGAAGCUUACCACGACUACCUGGAUGUUUUCAGCAAGAAGGGGGCUGAGACCCUUCCACCACACAGGGCCUACGAUUGCCCCAUUGAACUCCUUCCAGGUGCUGAAGUUCCCUUCGGAAGGAUCUUUCCCUUAACAGGACUUGAACUAGAGACUUUAAAAACAUACAUCGAUGAAAGUCUGAGGAAGGGGUUCAUCCGCCCAUCCACAUCACCCGCGGGAGCAGGCAUCUUUUUUGUGGAAAAAAAAGACCAUUCCCUUCGCCCUUGUGUGGACUAUCGGGAACUUAAUAAGAUAACAAUUAAGAACCGGUACCCUCUCCCCUUGGUGCCUGAACUGUUUCAACGUCUUGGGUCCGCGGUUGUCUUUACCAAACUAGACCUCCGUGGGGCCUACAACUUAGUCCGCAUACGUGAAGGGGAUGAGUGGAAAACCGCUUUUCGUACCCGUUUCGGGCACUUCGAAUAUUUAGUCAUGCCCUUCGGGCUCUGUAACGCCCCAGCAACGUUCCAACACUUCGUGAAUGACAUUUUUAGAGACUACCUGGACCUCUUUGUCAUCAUUUAUCUGGACGAUAUCCUGAUCUUCUCCCCUUCUCUGGAAAAACACCGGCUACACGUCAGGAAUGUACUUGAGCGUCUCCGAACCCACGGACUGUAUGCCAAACCCGAUAAAUGCGAGUUCGAACGCUCAAGUAUACAGUUCCUGGGGCUUAUAAUUUCCAUAAAAGGCGUUGAGAUGGACCCCCAGAAGGUCUCAGCGAUUCUCGACUGGCCAGCACCUACGGACCGAAAGGGCGUUCAGCGAUUUGUCGGCUUCUCAAAUUUUUAUAGGAAAUUCAUCAGAGCUUUCUCCAGCAUCAUUGCUCCUAUAACGGAUUUGACCAAACAGACUGCUCGUUUCCGCUGGACUACAGAAGCCCAAACAGCCUUUGAAACCCUGAAGAACUUGUUUACUUCGGCAUCCAUUCUCAGACACCCCGACGCGAGUUUGCCAUACAUUCUUGAGGUGGAUGCGUCUGAAACCGCGGUUGGGGCAGUUCUUUCGCAGAGACAGGGCCCCAAGGCUCUGUUACACCCCGUUGCUUACUUCUCCCGUAAGUUGUCUGAAGCAGAAAGAAAUUAUGACGUCGGGGACCGAGAGUUGUUGGCAAUAAAGGCCGCUCUGGAGGAGUGGCGUUACCUCCUGGAGGGCGCAGCGCACCCAAUUUUAAUUUACACUGACCACAAGAAUCUCGAGUACCUGAAGGUGGCCAAGAGACUUAAACCACGCCAGGCCAGAUGGGCACUUUUUUUUACGAGAUUCUCUUUUCAUAUCACAUACAGGCCAGGGUCAAAAAACACCAAGCCGGAUGCUCUUUCCCGCAUGUACGGAGAUUCAGGGUCUCUCAGUCCCCCUGACACCAUCUUGUCAUCUGGGAACUUUCUAUUGUUACAAAGGGACUUAUUACCGCAAAUCAGGCAAGCCUCUGCUGGAAUUUUCCCUUUAUCUGGUUCGGAGCUGCAGUCCAGGGACGGUUUGCUAUGGCAUCAGGACAAGAUCUUCGUGCCCGAGAGUCUACGAAUUGAUGUUCUGAGCUCUUGUCACGAUCAUGAGUUGGCCGGUCACUUUGGGAUACAAAAAACCGCGGAACUUUUGCAACGCACCUUUUGGUGGCCUCAACUUCUGAAGGACUGCAAGGACUAUGUGGAGUCUUGCACCACGUGCAUUCGCAACAAGGGAAGCAAGCUUAGAGCCUGGGGACUCCUUAAACCGUUAUCAGUGCCAGAGAGACCAUGGAGAAUGAUCUCCAUGGAUUUCAUUGUGGAACUUCCCCCAUCAGAAGGCUUCACCACUAUCUUUGUGGUCGUGGACAGGCUCUCAAAGAUGGCACACUUUGUCCCUUUGAAAGGCACACCCUCUGCCCCGGAAACAGCCAAAGUUUUCAUCAGGGAAAUUGUUAGGCUUCACGGCGUCCCAGCGGACAUCGUGUCCGAUCGGGGGGUGCAGUUCACGUCUAGGUUCUGGAGGGCACUCUGCAGUAGUCUCAAAAUCGGUCUCUCCUUUUCAUCAGCAUACCACCCACAGUCAAAUGGGCAGACGGAGAGAACAAAUCAAACUCUUGAGCAGUAUCUCCGCUGCUUCUCCUCGUUCUCUCAAGAAGAUUGGGUGUCCCUGCUGCCCUUAGCGGAAUUCGCUUACAAUAAUUCUAUUCACUCCGCCACCAAACAGUCACCCUUUUAUGCCAACUACGGGUUUCAUCCUCUGUUCCUGUCUAAUUCUAUUCCGGAGAGUACGGUACCCGCUGUCCAGGAUACUCUAAACUUUUUCAACACAAAUAACAGGAUCCUGCAGGAGACAAUGACUAAGACACAGGAACGCAAUAAAGAGAUCUUUGACAGGGGAAGAAGAGGAGAACUCAAUCUGGAACCUGGAACCAAAGUUUAUUUGUCCACUCUGAAUCUAAGACUUGCAUGUCCCACGAAGAAGCUAGGCCCUAAAUUUGUGGGCCCCUUCUCUGUUAAAAGAAAGAUAAAUGAGGUAGCCUACGAACUUGAUUUACCAGAAACCUUUCGAAUUCAUCCAGUCUUCCAUGUUGCUUUGCUCAAGCCGGAUGUUCCCAAUCCCUUUCCUGAACGAGAUACUGGUCCCCCAGAACCGGUAUUAGUCAAUGGGGAAGAAGAAUUUGAGGUAGAAUCCAUCCUUGAUUGCAGGAGGAGACGCAACCAAAUUCAGUUCCUCGUUAAAUGGAAGGGGUAUGGGCCCGAGGAGAAUUCAUGGGAACCAGAGGACAACAUACAUGCUGAGAGACUAAUCCAAUCAUUUAAGGACUCGCAUCCACUGGAGAUGUCUCGAUUGGGCAUCCGGAGGCUGCCCAUUGGAGGGGGGCAAUGUCAUGAAAUACCUCAGCCACCAGAUGGCGCUAGGUGUAGCCUCCCCCCUGAUGACGGAAGUGGAGUCCGGCCUGUCAAUAUGGCUGUCGCUGCAGCUACCGCUGUGAAUAGGCACGGCUCUGCGGGAAGGAUGGAGGGGAUGAGCAGGCACAGCCGGACGGGUCCGGGGGGAGCGGUGAAGGUUCUGGAAUGUGGUGUCUGUGAAGAUGUGUUCACACUACAAGGGGACAAAGUUCCACGCUUGUUGCUGUGCGGCCAUACGGUCUGCCAUGACUGCCUGACACGCCUGCCACUGCAUGGAAGAGCCAUACGCUGCCCCUUCGACCGGCAGGUCACAGAACUAGGAGACUCUGGAGUAUGGGGACUUAAGAAAAAUUUUGCUUUAUUGGAGCUUCUUGAGCGGCUACAGAACGGGGCGAGCGGCCAGUGCAGUUCUUCAGAGGAGUCUAUAGGAGGAUCUGGAGAGAGUAUAGUCCGCUGUGAUGAAGAUGAAGCCCACGUGGCGUCGGUAUACUGCACUGUAUGCGCCACUCACCUGUGUGCCGACUGCGCCCUGCACACCCAUUCUACAAAGACCUUGGCCAAACACCGGCGUGUCCCUUUAGCCGACAAACCGUAUGAGAAAACUCUCUGCUCCCAACACCAAGUCCAUGCCAUUGAGUUUGUGUGCUUAGAUAAUGGCUGCCAGACCAGCCCGCUCAUGUGCUGUGUGUGCAAGGAGUAUGGAAAACACCAAGGACACAAGCAUGCUGUUCUGGAGUCAGAAGCCAGCCAGAUUCGUGCCUCAAUUCUGGAUAUGGCACAUUGCAUAAGGAGCUUCACUGAAGAGAUCUCGGAGUAUUCCCGCAAGCUGACGGGCAUCGUUCAGCAGAUUGAAGGGGGAGAGCACAUUGUGGAAGAUGGCAUUGGAAUGGCACACACUGAACAUGUCCCAGGGACAGCAGAAAAUGCCCGCUCUUGUGUUCGAGCCUAUUUCUCUGAUUUACAUGAAACGCUGUGCCGUCAGGAGGAAAUGGCGCUCAGUGUUGUGGAUGCACAUGUGAGAGAGCAGCUCAUCUGGCUGAGGCAGCAACAAGAAAACAUGACCAUCCUAUUGUCCGAGGUGUCCACUGCUUGUCUGCAUUGUGAGAAGGCUCUGCAGCAGGAUGACUGCAGAGUGGUUCUGGCCAAGCAGGAGAUCACCCGGCUAUUGGAGACUCUUCAGAAACAACAGCAGCAGUUUACUGAUCUGGCAGAUCACAUCCAGCUGGAUGCUAGUAUUCCUGUUACAUUCACAAAGGACAAUAGAGUUCACAUUGGUCCAAAAAUGGAAAUUCGAGUUGUGACUCUAGGCCUGGAUGGAGCAGGAAAAACAACCAUUUUAUUUAAGUUAAAGCAGGAUGAAUUUAUGCAACCAAUCCCAACCAUUGGUUUCAAUGUUGAAACAGUUGAAUAUAAAAACUUGAAAUUUACUAUUUGGGAUGUUGGCGGCAAACACAAGCUGAGACCUCUGUGGAAGCAUUAUUAUCUUAAUACUCAAGCUGUAGUAUUUGUAAUAGACAGCAGCCACCGUGACCGUAUCACUGAGGCCCAUAGUGAACUUGCAAAGCUUCUUACAGAGAAGGAACUGCGUGACGCACUGCUAUUAAUAUUUGCCAAUAAACAGGAUGUCACAGGUGCCCUAUCCGUGGAAGAAAUGACAGAGCUACUGAGCCUUCACAAACUGUGUUGUGGUCGCAGCUGGUAUAUCCAGGGCUGCGAUGCCCGCAGUGGUAUGGGGCUAUAUGAUGGCCUUGACUGGCUCUCCAGGCAGCUGGUAGCAGCUGGUGUGCUGGAUGUUGCCUAAGAAUCAGCAUUUGUGGUUAAAUUGUCUGACUUUCUAAAUGUAUCUGGUACAUAGAGAUUGUUGGGUCAUUUCAGUGGCUAAUGUCACAUGGGCAAUUUGUGUGGCCUGAUAUUUUAGCCUAUGGAGCCUGGUGAAUAUACACUGUGGGCAUAGCAGGCAAGCUAAGGGAGAAGGCCUUGUCACCAUAGUACAUGUUAGAAAUGCUGCAGGCAGCUUUUGUUGGGUGUGGCAGUGCUUAUGUGACCUGAACCCGUAAAACCAUUUAUUUUUAUGUGUGGGCAAAUAGAAUAUACAAGCUUUCAGCUCCUGUAGUUUAAAAUAUUCAGGUGAGCAAAUGCACUGUAUGACAUUGGCCUAAAUCAUCACUGUAUCUACUGUUAAUAAGCUAAAAGAACCAGUCACAACUGUGCUUAUGCAAGAAUCUGCAUGUGUAGUUUUAAAUUGGUGUUACAUAGUCUUCAUAUAAAGGCUCCCCUGCGUGGGAUUACCUUCUCUAGGGGUGUUCGGGGGGGGGGGGGGUCAAAGGUCACCCAAAGCCUGCAGUUGCUGCCUGACCCAUCCUAAAAAAAUAUUAUAAGUUUGUACUAAUUCAAAUGACCAUUCAGAUUCUUGCACAAGCCCUGGUUUUCUUUUUCCUUCAUUUUUAAAUAGCUAGUAGAAAAGAUUGCUGAGAUCUAUGGUAAUAUCUGACUGUGAAGAUUACUGCGUCAACACUAGCGGCUCAUCCUUAUAAUAUAACAGUCUAAUGUUUACACUACA
Molecule: messenger RNA, 6144 nt
Organism: Rana temporaria (common frog)
Lineage: Eukaryota; Metazoa; Chordata; Amphibia; Anura; Ranidae
Gene: TRIM23
Product: tripartite motif containing 23
Exons: 12
Coding region: 58-5385 (1775 amino acids)
Biological process (GO): DNA integration
Molecular function (GO): nucleic acid binding; GTPase activity; GTP binding
Source: RefSeq, a predicted model, not a curated record